AUGGUUAAUAAUAAAAUAUUCAAUGCACUGGUUAGACGCAAACAAAUCGAUGUUGGACAGGUAGAUAAAAGUCAACUGGCCCGUGUACUAUCAUUAUUUGAUUUGACAUGUCUGGGAAUUGGCUCAACCCUUGGUCUGGGAGUAUAUGUAUUGGCCGGUGAUGUGGCCAGUCGUAACUCGGGUCCAUCGGUUUGCAUAUCAUUUUUAAUAGCUGCUAUCGCAUCGGUAUUUGCCGGUUUAUGUUAUGCCGAGUUUGGUUCACGUGUGCCACGUGCCGGGUCGGCCUAUAUCUACUCCUAUGUAACCGUUGGCGAGUUUAUGGCAUUUGUUAUCGGCUGGAAUCUCAUACUUGAAUAUGUUAUAGGUACAGCAUCGGUAGCACGCGGCUACUCCGGCUAUAUUGAUGCCCUAUUCAACGGUACAAUUGCCGAACACUUUGAACGUUGGUUACCCAUCAAUAUGUCGGGUAUGUCCGCCUAUCCGGACGUCCUAUCGUUUUGUUUGACUAUACUGUUGGCCGGUCUGUUGGCUUUCGGUGUCAAAGAGUCGGUCCGUUUGGGGACCGUAAUGACUUGUGUUAAUCUAUUGGUCGUUGUGUUUGUCAUCAUAGCCGGCUGUUUUCAUAUUGAUUUUCAUAACUGGAAUAUAUCGGAAAAAGAGAUCCAUGAGCUGACUGUUCCCAACUAUAAGGCACACGCAGGUAGUGGCGGUUUUUUACCGUUUGGCUUCUCCGGUAUGAUGUCGGGAGCGGCCACUUGUUUUUACGCAUUUGUCGGUUUCGACGCCAUUGCCACCACCGGCGAGGAGGCGAAAAACCCUAAGCGGGCCAUACCGUUGAGUAUUGUCAUCUCAUUAACCCUAAUAUUUCUAUCGUAUUUCGGUGUCUCAGCCGUCCAGACACUGAUGUUGCCCUACUAUAUGCAAAGCAAUGAGGAUACUAAAGGUGCUCCACUGCCCUAUAUUUUCGACCAUAUUGGCUGGCAAUGGGCCCGUUGGACAGUAUCUAUAGGUGCCCUAAGCGGACUGUCCACCAGCUUGUUGGGUGCAAUGUUUCCUCUGCCGCGUAUAAUGUAUGCCAUGGCCAGCGAUGGCCUGAUUUUCCGAUUUCUGGCCACUGUUCACCAAAGGUCGCAAACACCGCUCUAUGCGACCAUAAUUGCCGGCCUGUUUGCCGGCGUAAUGGCCGCACUGUUCAACAUUACCGAGUUGGCCGAUAUGAUGUCCAUCGGCACUCUAUUAGCUUAUACAUUGGUUGCUGAAUCUAUUUUAAUUAUUAGGUAA
This is a messenger RNA of Oppia nitens, 1281 nucleotides long. RefSeq names its product cationic amino acid transporter 2-like. The transcript has 7 exons. Gene Ontology annotation, cellular component: plasma membrane. Gene Ontology annotation, biological process: transmembrane transport; amino acid transport. Gene Ontology annotation, molecular function: amino acid transmembrane transporter activity. NCBI's taxonomy places the organism in Eukaryota, Metazoa, Arthropoda, Arachnida, Sarcoptiformes, Oppiidae. The record is from RefSeq and is a predicted model, not a curated record. The coding region runs from base 1 to 1281 and encodes 426 amino acids.